ACCACUUCCCGCUCUAUGUAAUGUUCAGUAAUCCUUAUAAUUUUAUACGGACAAAGUUCCGGUAGUUCAGUGAGUGUGCUCUUUUCAAACAUGGGGAGGUUAUUUUUUUGAAAUAAUAUGUUGGAACUAGAAAGCCGGGGUGUCGUUGUGUCGUUAAGUGUGCUGAGUGGGUGUAUAUUAUUAUACAACGCCUGGGGUCCUAUUCUCGCGGUAAUUGUUUCGUUAUUUCUAGUGAUUUAUGCGUGCUAUUCUUUGAUCACCAACGAUAGCUUGCUAUCGCCGCAUGCAUUUAUAUUUUUUGAAUAUUUCAAAGGAGCCGUUAUCGAAUUAAAAGAUACCUUAGGCCGAGCUAUUGUUUAUGUAGUAAGACAGUUAACGCAUCUUUGGAAUAAGAUUAAAAACGUUUAUCGCGAACGUUUCUCAGUCAGAAUGGAACGUCGUCGAAUAAGUAGAUAUCAGCUUAGCAGUGACACUACUUUUAAUAGUAGAAAUACACCAAGAUUCAGUCUUAUUCCACAAUUAAGCCCAAUAUCUCGGACUGCUCAUAAAAAUACUUCAAAUAUCUCGAAUAUCUCGGAAAAUAAAUUUAAUCACGAUAACGAAUAUCAAUCAUUUAAUCAAAACAAUAUUUACAAUAAAUAUACUUCGACACCCUUAUCUCAAUACAAAAAGGAUGACAUGCAUAAUAUAGAUGCUAGAUAUAAGACAAAUUGGUCAUCGCCAAAGAAAACAUCGCCCAUGUUUAAUCAGAAUCAUACAUUAACACGAGGCGAAAAUAGUACGUUGUUUUCACCAGACGGAUCACCAUGGGGUACAAGUAUAAGUCCCAAAAUGAGAUCAAAAGCUGGUGGAGUAAAAACCGUACAGACAGUUGCAGGCCCAUUGUUAGCUUCAACAAGAUAUAACAUUGAUCCCAAGACAUAUACAGAUGUAACAUCACCAGGAUUAACUAUAAGAUUAACUAAAUAUGCUGCUGAAGCUAAUAAUAAAUUGACCCAUCAGUCACAGUAUGGCACUGGUCAGUUUCCAAAAGUUAAUCUUCAUGCAAGUCCUAUUCCUUUGAUUAAUGCAAAAUCUGCAAAAAUAAGAGGACCUGUUACAGUUAGAAUUGCACCACCAGAAACUACAAGAUAUUCUCCUCCAGAAAGGCAGAAAGUCUUGUCUGGUAUAUGUCAGUCAGAAAAUAAAUCACCAUCGAGUGUUGCACAGGUCCUAAGGGAAAUAUCAUUGAAAAGGCAUGCAUCCAAAGAAGAUGUUACGUCUGAUUUAGUAAAGAAGCAAAGAACAGAUGGUAUAUUUGUGAAUGAAGUAGAAAAUUUUGAAGAAACAAAACAGAAGAGAGGUAGAGAUGAAUCAUCCAAAUCUGAAGAAGAUAAUUCACCUCCGGAUAAAAAUCUUAGACCUACAAAACGUAGUAAAACACCAUCCUGCUAUGAUAUAUUAUGUUCACUAAGUUCAAGUAUUCAUGUUGCUACUGGUAUCAAAAGAAAAGCUGUUGACUGUUCCCGCAGCGGAACAUCCGAUUUUGAAAAACAUUUUAAAUCCUUGGAGCAUAUACAAAAUGGAGAUUCACGAACACUAGCACAAGUGCAAAAUAUAAAUGCAAAUGAUAGUACACCAGCUGUGAAUAAGAAACUGUCUACAAACUCGAAUUUAUCGAAGUCCCUUAAUAAAACGCAAGAACAAUCUCCUAUUAAAGGAAUUCUUAAAAAUUCAAGAAACACAAUGAAUUCUAAUGAUACUGAAACAAUUUCUGCUAAUGAAGAAAACAUGAGAUCUGAAUAUAAGGAUAAUGAAACUUCUAUAGCGGCAACAAAAUUCACGGAUAAACUUUUUAUGAGAGCAGAACCGCAAAGAAAUGAAAAGUUAAGAUCACUCGUUGAAGAACAAGGAAACAUAAUAGAGACAAAGUUUACUACCGACGAUGCUGAAGAAAUUAAGAAAAAAGAUAUAGUGAACAUGAGACAAACUAGUAUGCGAGCAAGAUUACAGAGUAUGUUUGAUGCCAUAUCUGGUAAAGCAGCAAGCAGAAUUAAUCCUGAUGUUGUGAUUCAGGCAGAAGAAAUUGGUGAGGUUACUCCUGCAAUUUCUUCCUCUGCAGAUUGUGCAACGCUCAAUUCUGUAACAACUACAACUAAUGUUAAUACGACACCUAUUACUACAUCUGCUAUAGUGCCAGCACUUACAUCACCCAAAAGUAAUAUAAAAACGGUCAAACAUAUAACAUUUAAUUUACCAAAUACAGAAAAUGUGUCUGGUACUAAUCAGCAGAUUACAAGUAAUUCAGUAUCAGAUGAAAAGAAUAAGUUGAUCAUUAAUUCUGAUUUAUCCAAUUGUAAGACUGAUAUUACACAAGCAACAUCAUCAGUAUGUACUAAUGUGACAUUAGCUACAAAUGCACUUCCUAUAAUUUCCAAUUCAGUUACAUCAACCUUCGUUUCUGGCAAAUCGUUAACAAAUACAUUACCAACUGUAGCAUCAGCUACACCACUAGUUGUACCAUCAGUUGCCUCAAAUGGAAUAUUAAAAUCCAAUACUUCUAUGUUAAAUACUUCUUUAAGUUCUACAAGUGUAGCAUCAACCGUUAUAUUAUCAAUACCUUCUACUUCCAAUAAUCUUUUUACAAAUAAGAAUACUAUAUCUAAUAUCACGACUAGUAUUUCAAAUUCUGAUCAAACCAAUAUCAAAUCUAACAUUGGGAAUUCCAUCUUACAUAAUGUAAGUAAUACAGGAUCCACAAUGAACACUGAAAGCCCUAAAUUUACAUUUGGCAACAUUGUCAAUACAACUGCAUCGACACAAGUAAAUAUUGGCUCUGCUCAAAAUGUAACUACAAGUAGCUUAAAUUUUACAACUGAAACAAAAAAUGUAAUGUUACCAAUGUCGACUGUAACUCCUACAGUUACUAAUGUUAUUACUACUGCUACUACUGCUACUACAGUUGCUUCUAGUGUUGCUUCAGUUUUUAAAAGUAUUACAGAUAAUGCUACAAAUACUACCAAUAAAAAUUCGAUGACAUCUACAGCAACUACAACAAUUCCAUUCAUAUUUGGAAGUAAUAACGUACAGACAUCGAAAACUGAAGGUGGUUUAUUUAAUACAACUACAAGUAAUGUUCCAAUAACAUUUAGGAUGUCUGUAAUUACUCAAAGUAAUCCAAUAGCUAGUAAUGCAUCCAUAAUCACAAAUAAUACUUCUGCACCAAGUAAUCCAAUGUUAAAUUUGACAAAUGGUACAUUUAGUGGAAAUGUAUCUAGUGGAUCUACGACAUUUACGUUAAGUACCGCAACACCUAUUUUUUCAUUUGGGACAUCGAAUGCAUCAACAUCAGAAAAUAAAUCAGCAUUUACCUAUAAUGCUAAUGCACUAGGAAGUUCUAGUGGUUUGUUGCCAUCAACUAAUACACCAGUUGCUUCUACAACAAGUAAUAAUACAACCUCUGGAUUUAAUGUACCAGCUGCUACUACAACUUCACAAUUUUCUACAACAACUACAUCUAUAUUUAAUACAACAUCAACUGCAGCUACGUUUCGAACAACAACUAGUGAGCCAGUAUUUGGUCAAGCAAUUGCUGCUCCUCUUUUUGGUAAUUCACCAAAAUCUCCUUUUGUACCAAUUCAACCUACAAAAUCAUCUAUUGAAUUUGGUACAAAUAACAACACGAACAACAACAACAACAACAACACUUUUAAAGAAGAAAAACCUGCUUUUGGCACAAAUACAAAUACUGUGUUUGGAAGUUCUAGUACACCAUUAUUUAGUUCACAAACUACAGCAGCACCUACAUUUGGUUCUCCUAGUGUCUCAACCAGUGCUCUCAAUUUUGGUAGUACAAAUACAACGACUGCUGUAUUUGGAGCACAAAAUUUAAAUGCACCAGGAAAUGUUCAAACUUCAACAUCACAUAGUUUUGGUACACCAAGUCCUAUGUUUGGAAAUCAGAAUAAUCCAGCACCUCUCUUUGGAUCAACGACUACAACUCCAGUUGGAACUUUUAAUAAUACUCCUAUGCAAAAUACCUUUGGCAGCCAAAAUUCAACUACUAUGUCGUUUGGCGCUACAAAUAAUUCUAAUGCAUUUGGUGAUAAUAAAACAUUACCAUUUGGAAUUCAAACUACAGUUGCACCUGUUUUUGGAACAAAUAAGAACAAUACAAAUAGUAUUUUUACAUUUGGUGGAAAUCAAGAUCAACAACAGCAAAGCACGUUUUCAUUUGGUAAUAAUAAUACUUCUAAUAACAAUGUAUCAACUACUGGAUCCGUCCCAUUCCAAUUUGGUGCGAGCACUUCUAAGCCAGUUACAGGAUUUAAUUUCACUCCACGAACAACAACACCAUCGAUUAAUUUUGGAACAUCAGGUACACCCUCAUUUAAUGCUCCAACUCCUGGGAUGUUUAGCAUUGGUAGUGGUUCUACUGCACCGCGAUCAAGAACCGUUAGAGGUAGAAAACCAAGAUGAUGCAGAAUGUAAAAAUCAUGUAACUCGUAAAGUAUAUUUUCAUCAAGAUACAUCGAUAUCUAAUUACUUCAGCAUUCAAAUGACAAUUGGAGCAGAAAUAUAUAUAUAUAUAUUACAAUUAUUAUUUAAUAUUUCUAUUGGAAUAAAGGGGUGAGUCGAAUGCUUCUGUGAAAAUAAUAAGUAUGUUUACUAAUGGGUUCUUGUUAUUAUUUCAAAAUGUUAUCAAUCAUUAUUAAAUGUAUUUGUCCUUUGUACAUACAUAAGUAUAUAUAAAAUGAUAUGACAAAACAGUAGAGAGAUAUACUGAUAUUUAAAAAUUUGCUUAAAUUAUAAGGUAAAUCAUUUUUCUUUCUUUUUAUUAUUUUUCUCUCUCUCUUUUUUUUUCCUUUUUUUUUACAUAUAAGACCACAGAAUUUAUACAUACAUAAUAUAUAUGACAAAAAGAUACUUAAACUCCAUUGAGAAAUAUCUGUAAUAUAAAAAAAACUUUUUUUGUUUUUGUUUUAUGAAGUUUUCCAAUCUGGAUAUUUACAACAUAAAAUGCUAUUUUCCCAAUUUUUUUCCAGAUUUUUUUUUUUUUUUUUUUUUUUUUUUUUUUUUUUAUAUAAGACAUAUUUUCUUGAUUCUUUAUUAUCUAGUAUUGAAUAACCAAGCUAAAAUCAUUGCUAUUAUUUUAAAAAAAAAAAAAAAAAAAAAAAAAAAAAAAAAAAAGAAAAAACUCUGAAUUAUUAUGAUAAUAGAACGUAACGCUAUAGUUUUAGUAUUAAGUUACAACGUUGUUAUCACCAAAUUCCAAAUAAAUUUAAUAAAUGGUAUUUAGCUAGGAGAUAACAUGUAAAUGAAUCUAUUAGAUACUAAUUGUACUUGUUAUUUAAUAUAACAGAGUGUUCGGUUGCCCUUACCGAUAUAAUGAUGAAUGUAUUAUUUUUAUUAUGAUUUUUAAGUUAUUAAUAUUUUUAAUGUAUCUCUACUACAAUGAAAAUAAUAUCUAGGUCGUUGAAGGUCUGUUUCUCUAGAAACGAAACGAAACUAAGAUAACGGGCCUUUUUAUAAAUUCACUUAAUCAUGAUAUUUAUCUAUACAGUGCUUGAAGCGAUGUAUGACUGUAAUUAAGAUAACAUAUACUUGUACAGAGUUGUCAGUUACAAAUGAUUUUUAGAAAGUGAAAAUGUUCUUGUCGGGAUUGUAGCGAUCUAAAAGAUCAUUUAUCCGAAAGAAUUAAAAUGAUAUUUGAUUGCAAAAAAAAAAAAAAAAAAAAAAAAAAAAAAAAAAAAAAAAAAAAACAAAAUAAAUAUAAAACGCAUAUGUAUACAUAUACGCGAAUCAUCGUAGCAAAUUAAAACUUUAAAGUAAGACUUUAGUAAUACGACUAUUAAAUAUAAUUGAAAAAUAUAAAUUAAAUAUAUAACUAUAUAAUGAAAAAUAAAUUAUUUUCAUAUUACUCACAUAUACACGUAUACAUACUAGCUCGUUCGCGCGCGCGCGCGCGCGGAUCACACACAGACACACCUACAAACCUUACUUAUUGUUUCUAACAUGGUCAUCGUCGUUUCUAGAAUCUUCAUUUUUUUUUUUUCUUUCCUUUUUACGAUAUUUCUAAUAUCUGAUUUCUCAUAAAUAUAAUAAUGAUCGUCUUAUCAAUAUUGCUUUUUGUCGAUAUCGAUCGAGUUUGAAAGUCGAUCAUGACGAAAAUAUAAAAUAACGAUUGAAAAAUCGUGUCGGGAAGUACAUUAAAAAAAAAAAAAAAAAAAAAAAAAAAAAAAAAAAAAAAAAAAAAAAAAUAGAAAAAGAAAAAGGAAAAGAACGAUAAAGAAAAAUUCUAUGGAACAAUACUCAUGGUUUUUGUUAUUGAAACAAUCGUAGAAGCAUUAUAGGGGGAUAAAUACGGUAGAUGCGGCUCGAUGCAUAUCGCGGUGCGGUUCAACGCUUCUUUGCACGCGAGAAGGCGGCGCGUGAGCGGCGCGUAGGCUAUGCACUAUAGAAGUUGAACGGUGAUUGGUCAACGUCAGACGAUGCUAGAACGACGAACCAAUAGGAGAGAUCGUUAGACGGCAACGUCGUUUGUCCGGUCGCCUGGAGGCGCAGCCAUGUUGGGAACAUUAGAAGGGAACCAACACCACAACCAGAAAGACGGGAACAUCUAGGUUCGGCAGCGGCGUGUCUUAACACCUUAACACCACCACCAUGGCUGACCCGGAGAAA
This is a messenger RNA of Vespa velutina, 6660 nucleotides long. Its product is annotated as mucin-5AC-like. Lineage: Eukaryota; Metazoa; Arthropoda; Insecta; Hymenoptera; Vespidae. The transcript is spliced from 5 exons. Bases 118 to 4458 code for a protein of 1446 amino acids. The record is from RefSeq and is a predicted model, not a curated record.